This is a messenger RNA of Populus nigra (black poplar), 3191 nucleotides long. RefSeq lists its product as uncharacterized. The record is from RefSeq and is a predicted model, not a curated record. NCBI's taxonomy places the organism in Eukaryota, Viridiplantae, Streptophyta, Magnoliopsida, Malpighiales, Salicaceae. Bases 40 to 2988 code for a protein of 982 amino acids. The transcript has 3 exons.
AUUAAUAAAACUAAACACAGUCACAAAAAACACCUCUGGAUGAGCAAAGUCAAUGUCCUUUCCAUCACUGUUUGCCAAGUGAGAGAAAGAGAGAGACUUAAAAGAAAAAGAAAGACAUUUGCUUUCUUGGUUUUGUCUCAGUUGAUUGGUAAGUUACAAGAUUUGAUGCAUCUUUCUCUGUGGAAGCCUAUAUCUCAGUGUGCUGCUCUGCUCUUGGACAAGAAGAGCAGAAGGAAAGAUGGGUCUGAAUCCAGUCUUGAUAUCAAGAGGGACUCAUCUAUUCUUCGAAAACUUCAAGAACACAAGCUCAGGGAGGCUCUUGAAGAAGCAUCUGAAGAUGGGUUACUCCUUAAAUCUCAAGAUAUGGAGUCUGAGACUCUUGCAAACCAAGAUGAGAGUCUUGGGAGAUCAAGAUCCCUAGCAAGACUCCAUGCGCAGCGAGAAUUCUUGCGUGCCACAGCGUUAGCUGCUGAACGAAUAUUUGAGAAUGAAGAAUCUAUACCUGACCUUCAUGAGGCAUUCUCCAAGUUCCUCAUGAUGUAUCCAAAGUAUCAGUCUUCAGAGAAGGUGGAUCAGUUAAGGUCAGAUGAGUAUGCACAUUUGUCUCCAAAGGUAUGCCUUGAUUACUGUGGAUUUGGGCUUUUUUCAUAUCUUCAGUCUUUGCAUUAUUGGGAUUCUUCAACAUUUAGCUUGUCGGAGAUAACUGCAAAUUUGAGUAAUCAUGCUCUGUAUGGUGGUGCUGAAAAGGGCACUGUGGAAUAUGAUAUAAAGACUAGAAUAAUGGAUUAUUUGAAUAUCCCUGAGCAUGAGUAUGGUCUUGUUUUUACUGUGAGUAGAGGGUCGGCCUUUAAAUUGCUUGCUGAAUCGUACCCUUUUCAUACCAAUAAGAAGUUGUUGACUAUGUUUGAUUACGAGAGCCAGUCUGUGAAUUGGAUGGCUCAAAGUGCCAAAGAGAAGGGUGCUAAAGUUUAUAGUUCGUGGUUUAAAUGGCCAACUCUUAAACUUUGUUCCACUGAUUUGAGAAAGCAAAUUUCAAAUAAGAAGAGGAGGAAGAAGGAUUCAGCAGUUGGUUUGUUUGUAUUUCCAGUGCAGUCGAGAGUUACUGGGGCAAAGUAUUCGUACCAGUGGAUGGCACUAGCUCAACAGAACCAUUGGCAUGUCUUGCUUGAUGCUGGUUCAUUGGGUCCUAAAGAUAUGGAUUCACUUGGGCUGUCCUUGUUUCGUCCUGACUUCAUUAUCACGUCAUUUUACAGAGUAUUUGGAUAUGAUCCUACUGGUUUUGGAUGUCUUCUUAUCAAGAAAUCAGUGAUGGGAAGCCUCCAAAAUCAGUCUGGCAGUACAGGGUCUGGAAUGGUAAAGAUUACACCUGAGUUUCCUAUGUAUUUGAGUGAUUCUGUGGAUGGGUUGGAUGGGUUGGUUGGCAUUGAAGAUGAUGAGGUUGCUGGGAAUGCUGAAAAAGCCACAGAAAAUCAUCCAGUAACACAGUUGCCUGCCUUUUCUGGUGCUUUCACAUCUUCUCAGGUGAGGGAUGUAUUCGAGACUGAGAUGGAGCAUGAGAACAGUUCUGACAGAGAUGGAACGAGCACCAUAUUUGAAGAAACUGAAAGUAUUUCAGUGGGGGAAGUGAUGAAAAGCCCUGUCUUCAGCGAAGAUGAAUCAUCGGACAACUCAUUCUGGAUUGAUUUGGGUCAGAGUCCCUUGGGAUCAGACAGUGCAGGCCAAUUGAACAAGCCGAAACUGGCCUCUCCAUUACCACCUUUCUGGUUUUCUGGAAAGAAGAACAACGCGAGACUCUCCCCAAAACCAACAUCCAAAGUAUAUGGCAGCCCAAUGUAUGAUGACAAAGGGGUAAACUCGGGGUCACAUGAUGACCACCAUGUGUUGUCUUUCGAUGCUGCUGUUCUAUCAGUUUCACAGGAACUGGACCAUGUUAAGGAGGUUUCUGAAGAAGAACAAUUUUCAGGAACAGACCUCUCUUCAAGAAACAAUAAGAAGGGCUCAGAUCGUUUGCAUGUUCAUGAGAUUGAGGAGGAACCUGGAACUAGCUUCUUUUCAAACUCUGCCAUAAACAGAUCCCAUCUCAAUAAUUCAACCUCUGGUUUGCAACAUAACCUAACCAAUGGCUCAACCGCUGCAAUUCGCUCGGAGAUGAAAGAAAGUGCCAUAAGACGAGAAACAGAAGGUGAAUUCAGAUUGUUGGGGAGAAGGGAAGGGAGUAGAUAUGGUGGUGGUAGUAGAUUCUUUGGGUUGGAAGAGAAUGGACAUUCAAGCAGGGGAAGAAGGGUAUCAUUUAGCAUGGAGGACAACCACAAAGAGCGUCUGAGCCAUACUCUGGAGCCAGGAGAGAUAUCUGCAACCAGCCUGGAUGAUGAAGAUUACAGCACUGAUGGAGAAUAUGUCGAUGGGCAAGAUUGGGAUCGAAGGGAACCUGAGAUAAUUUGCCGACACUUGGACCAUGUGAAUAUGUUGGGUCUCAACAAAACUACUCUCCGACUGAGAUAUUUGAUCAACUGGCUAGUAACCUCUUUACUUCAACUCAGGUUACCCAGUCCAGAUGGAGAUGGAAGGGUGAAUCUUGUACACAUCUAUGGCCCAAAAAUAAAAUAUGAAAGGGGUGCAGCAGUAGCUUUCAAUGUCAGGGAUAGAAACCGGGGGCUUAUAAAUCCAGAAGUUGUUCAGAAGCUAGCUGAAAGAGAAGGUGUCUCUCUUGGUAUUGGUUUCCUUAGUCACAUAAGGAUUCUAGAUAGCCCAAGACCACAAUACGGUGCUGUGAACCUUGAAGAUACUUCUUUAUGCAGACCAAUGGAAAAUGGGCAUCAUAAUGGUAAAAGUGGGUUCAUAAGGGUUGAGGUAGUCACCGCAUCUCUGGGAUUCCUGACCAACUUUGAGGAUGUGUACAAGUUGUGGGCUUUUGUUUCCAAGUUUCUUAAUCCAACCUUUAUCAACGACGGUGGCCUCCCAACUGUUGAAGAGGGCACGGAGGCUUGAGUUUUGGGAUACAUGUAUUAAUAGUUUUGUUCCAGGAUGAAAACAAAUGAACUUAGAAGGCAUGGACAAUCAAUUAGGGUGCAAAAUCUGAGAGUCAGAGCCGAAGAUUGAGGGCUGUUAAAUCUGUGUGGCCAGAUCCUUUUGCUCUUCCUCAUGACUCUCUGAUGCAAUGGGUGAAUUUGUUAAUUCUUGUUUGUUUGAUA